This is a messenger RNA of Lynx canadensis (Canada lynx), 357 nucleotides long. RefSeq names its product lacritin (gene LACRT). Gene Ontology annotation, cellular component: extracellular region. The transcript has 5 exons. NCBI's taxonomy places the organism in Eukaryota, Metazoa, Chordata, Mammalia, Carnivora, Felidae. The coding region runs from base 1 to 357 and encodes 118 amino acids. The record is from RefSeq and is a predicted model, not a curated record.
AUGAGAUUCUCAGCUCUCCUCCUCCUGGCAGCUCUGGCUGGGGCCCUGGUCUGUGCCCAAGAUGCCUCCUCUGAUCCCACCGAGGCUACUCCGGGGACUGUGGCCACUGAACCUGAAGUGACUACAUCUCCAGCGGAAACUGUUUCACCCCAAGAGACAUCCCAGGAGCCAAACAGCGCCACCACAAGUAAAGGACUAAACCCACUGAAAUUCCUGGUGAGCAAAGGUAGCUUGGUAGCAGAACAUGGCUUUCAAGAAGCAAGAAAAAAACUGCGUGAAGGAAAACUUCAUGAACGUGGAGUUGAAUUAGCAGAAAAACUGAAGAAACUCGCUUCCAGUUCCUUUGCUCUAAGUUGA